AUGAAAGCUAGGUGUGUGGCGGGUUUGUUUGUCAUCCUGCCUUUGGCGGGUAGAUUGACAGUUUCUGCCGUCGAGGCCGGGCAAAACCCAAACCAUGUGAUUCAGCAGCUCAAGCAACAGAUUGGUGACCAGCAACAGGCCGUCGCUGCUUUGGAGAAAGAGGUUUCUGUCAUGCUAGGAGAACUACGUUCAGGGAGGCAAGAUCUUCAAGUUGGCGGGGCAGGCGGCCUCCGCUUGGAAAUUAGUUAUCCCCAGCCAGGGGGGGCUGGUGCAGAAGCAGCAAUUUCCGAGGCUGCCCACCGGGAGGCAGAGGAGGAGGCUGUUGCUGGACCAAUUCCCGUUAUGGUUAUUAAGCCCUCGUCCGUAGCCGACGUGGAAAACGCCAUGACACAGGUUAUGGAGCAAGAGGCCGCAAUGACUGGGCAGCAGGAGGCUGAAGUGGCUGCCCCAGCACCUUAUAAGGUGAAGUCUCCCGAACAGGAAAUGGACGAGUCAAUUGCUGCCAUCGACAAGCUCGAAGCCGAGAAGACGCACUACAAGUACGAUAUAGAGAAUGUACAGAGGAAUUAUGUUGCUUAG
Molecule: messenger RNA, 579 nt
Organism: Neospora caninum
Lineage: Eukaryota; Apicomplexa; Conoidasida; Eucoccidiorida; Sarcocystidae
Exons: 8
Coding region: 1-579 (192 amino acids)
Source: RefSeq, a predicted model, not a curated record